Sciurus carolinensis (gray squirrel) is the source of this 3326-nucleotide messenger RNA. RefSeq names its product brevican (gene Bcan). The transcript has 14 exons. The record is from RefSeq and is a predicted model, not a curated record. The coding region runs from base 212 to 2962 and encodes 916 amino acids. Gene Ontology annotation, biological process: cell adhesion. Gene Ontology annotation, molecular function: hyaluronic acid binding. NCBI's taxonomy places the organism in Eukaryota, Metazoa, Chordata, Mammalia, Rodentia, Sciuridae.
GGGGUUUUGUGCGGCGCCCGGCGGGCCGGCGCCCUCUUCCGCGCGACCUGCAGGCCCAGCCUCUCCUCGCGCCCGCGCAGUCCCCGCCGCAGUCUCAACUGCAGCAGCAGGACCAAGCCGUGGAUCCCGAGGAGACCCCAGGAAGAGGCGGCAAACUUGGCAGUGCCGCCCUCAUCCCAGCCCUUGGGAAGUAUCUUCAUCAGCCUGCAGCAUGGCCUCACCCCUUCUGGCAGGCCUGCUGACAGCCCUGGCCCUAACCCAGGUCCCUGCAGUCCUCGCUGAUGUCCUGGAAGGGGACAGCUCAGAGGACCGCGCCUUCCGCGUGCGUAUCGCCGGCGCCGCGCCGCUGCAGGGAGUGCUGGGAGGCGACCUCACUAUCCCUUGCCACGUUCACUACCUGCGGCCGCCGCCGAGCCGCAGGGCGGUGCUGGGAUCUCCGCGGGUCAAGUGGACCUUCCUGUCCGGGGGCCGGGAGGCGGAGGUGCUGGUAGCGCGGGGGCUGCGCGUCAAGGUGAACGAGGCCUACCGGUUCCGCGUGGCGCUGCCUGCCUACCCCGCGUCGCUCACCGAUGUCUCCCUGGUGUUGAGCGAGCUGCGGCCCAACGACUCAGGAAUCUACCGCUGCGAGGUCCAGCACGGUAUCGAUGACAGCAGUGAUGCUGUGGAGGUCAAGGUCAAAGGGGUCGUCUUUCUCUACCGGGAGGGCUCUGCCCGCUAUGCUUUCUCCUUUGCGGUGGCCCAGGAAGCCUGUGCUCGGAUUGGAGCUCGCAUCGCCACACCAGAACAGCUCUAUGCUGCCUACCUAGGGGGCUACGAGCAGUGUGAUGCUGGCUGGCUGUCGGACCAGACCGUGAGGUAUCCCAUCCAGACCCCACGAGAGGCCUGCUAUGGAGACAUGGACGGGUUCCCUGGGGUCCGGAACUAUGGAGUGGUGGACCCAGAUGACCUCUAUGAUGUCUACUGUUAUGCUGAAGACCUAAAUGGAGAACUGUUCCUAGGUGCCCCUCCAGACAAGCUGACGUUAGAGGAGGCACGGGCAUACUGCCGGGAGAGGGGUGCAGAGAUUGCUACCACGGGCCAGCUAUAUGCAGCCUGGGAUGGUGGCCUGGACCGCUGCAGCCCAGGCUGGCUGGCUGAUGGCAGCGUGCGCUACCCCAUCGUCACACCCAGCCAGCGCUGUGGUGGAGGCCUGCCCGGUGUCAAGACCCUCUUCCUCUUCCCCAACCAGACUGGCUUCCCCAACAAGCACAGCCGCUUCAACGUCUACUGUUUCCGAGACUCUGCCCAUCCCUCUGCCAUCCCUGAGGUCUCCAACCCAGCCUCUGACCCAGGCUCUGAUGGACUAGAGGCCAUUGUCACAGUGACAGAGACCCUGGAGGAACUGCAGCUGCCUCAGGAAGCUAUGGAGAGCGAGUCCCGUGGAGCCAUAUACUCCAUUCCCAUCAUGGAGGAUGGAGGAGGUGGAAGCUCCACUCCAGAAGACCCCGCAGAGGCCCCCAGGACCUUAGAAUUUGAAACCCAAUCCAUUGUACCACCCACCGGGUCCUCAGACCAUGAAGACAAGGCAUUGGAGGAAGAAGAGAGAUAUGAGGAUGAAGACGAGGCAGAGGAGGAGGAAGAAGAGGAGGUGGAGGAGGAUGAGGACCUGUGGGCAUGGCCCAACGAGUUCAGUAGCCCUCUUCCCACUGAGCUGGAUGCAGAGGAGUCGCUGUCCCAGGCAUCCCCGCCAGCAAGGGCAGUCCUGCAGCCGGGUGCAUCACCACCUCCUGACGGAGAGUCAGAAGCUCCCAGGGUCCAUGGACCACCUACCGAGACUCUGCCCACUCCCAGGGAGGGGACCCUAGCAUCCCCACAACCUUCCACUCUGGUUGGGGUGAGAGAGGUCGGGGAGGAAAUUGGGGGUCCUGAGCUAUCUGAGGCCCCUCGAGGAGAGAGUGAAGAGACAGGGAGCUCCGAGGAUGCCACUUCCCUGCCUCCAGUCACACAGGCCCCUGAGGGUACCAGGGAGCUGGAAGUUCCCUCUGAAGAGAACUCUGGAAGAACUGUCCCUGCAGGGACCUCAGUGCAGGCCCAACCAGUGCUGCCCACUGACAGUGCCAGCCGAGGUGGAGUGGCGGUGGCCCCUUCAUCAGGUGACUGUGUCCCCAGCCCCUGCCACAAUGGUGGGACAUGCUUGGAGGAGGAGGAGGGGGUCCGCUGCCUAUGUUUGCCUGGCUAUGGGGGGGACCUGUGCGAUGUUGGCCUCCGCUUCUGCAGUCCGGGCUGGGACGCCUUCCAAGGCGCCUGCUACAAGCACUUUUCUACACGAAGAAGCUGGGAGGAGGCGGAGACCCAGUGCCGGAUGUACGGCGCGCACCUGGCCAGCAUCAGCACGCCGGAGGAACAGGACUUCAUCAACAAUCGAUACCGGGAGUACCAGUGGAUCGGCCUCAAUGACAGGACCAUUGAAGGCGACUUCCUGUGGUCGGAUGGCGUCCCUCUGCUCUAUGAGAACUGGAACCCUGGACAGCCUGACAGCUACUUCCUGUCUGGAGAGAACUGCGUGGUCAUGGUGUGGCAUGAUCAGGGACAAUGGAGCGAUGUGCCCUGCAACUACCACCUGUCCUACACCUGCAAGAUGGGCCUGGUGUCCUGUGGGCCCCCACCGGAGCUGCCUCUGGCUCAAGUGUUCGGCCGCCCACGGCUGCGCUAUGAAGUAGACACUGUGCUUCGCUAUCGGUGCCGGGAGGGGCUGGCUCAGCGCAACCUGCCACUGAUCCGCUGCCAGGAGAACGGUCUUUGGGAGCCCCCUCAGAUCUCUUGUGUGCCCCGUAGGCCUGUGAGUGCCAGGAGGAGGCAGGCCCGUGCUCUGCAUGCAGUGAAGAUCCCAGAAGAAUAUCAAGGAAGGCUGCCGGGGCGCUGGAAGGCACUGUGGACCCUUCCUUCCAGCCCUACAUCCGGUCCUGAAGGGAGAAAGCCUUGAAUACUGCUUUCCCCAGCACUGCCCUCUCACCUCAAAUGUCCCUGAGCUCUUCCCACCACAAGAAGUGACAACAUGAGGGGUGGAGCUGGAGCCCAGGUGACAGUGCCUGAAGGGCUUCUGGGAAAUAACCUGUGAGACUCCAGCCCAGCCCAGGCCCUCUCUCUCCCGCCUACCCUGGGCUUCAGGUUUAUCCCUCAGGGCAAUGGGUAAGUCCCUAAGUGCCUCAACUAUCCUCUCCCUGCCAGCUAUCCUAUUAUCCCCUCCAUUUCUCUAAAGGACACUGUGCCCACUCAUUCUUGGUUUUCAAAGGGAAGGGAUUUGCAGGAUGGAGUACCAUAAAACCAGCAAGAAAUAAAGAUGUGUU